AUGCAGACGAGCGAAGUGAAGCCAACACUGCAGCAAGCUGCACCAUCUCAAACAUACUCGGCUCAAUCUCCUGCUAUGCAUCAAGCUCAAGGAUCUGCUGCUCCCCAGAUCGUCGGGCCAGCGACAGUGUCAGGAACCGCGACCUCGCAUGAUCCCGAGAAAGCCCAGCACAACGGCGGCCUUUCGAAGGUCGCCGCAGCGCAACCCAUCAAUGCUGUUCCAAUCACGCAGCAGCCGCGUCCCAUGGGCUCCAUGCUUGCUGCAAACCAUAACGUUCAAGGCCUGCCAAGGGACGUAGUCGGCAAGCGAGCAUGGACUUUUGGUCUUUGCUCGCGUCGCACGCUCUCGUCUUGCUGCCUGCCUUGUCUGUGCCCUUGCAUUGUCUACGGCCAAGUUCAAGGACGCUAUGACGCCUUGAAGACGACAAACCAGCCGAGCGAAUCGAACGAGGCGAUCAAUCCCCCUUGUCUGCUCUGGUGCUUACUCUCUAUCGUCAUCCCGCCCAAUUGUAUCUUCCUACCGAACCAGCGCGCACAGGUUGCAUCUCGCUACGAUAUCCGGAUUGAUGGAGUCAACGAGAUUGUGCUUUCUCUUUGCUGCACGCCGUGCGUACUGUCGCAGACAGAUCAAGAGCUUCGUCUCGAGGAGACCGCUCUUCGGGCCCAUUGA
Messenger RNA from Mixia osmundae IAM 14324, 669 nucleotides. RefSeq lists its product as uncharacterized. The coding region runs from base 1 to 669 and encodes 222 amino acids. The record is from RefSeq and is a predicted model, not a curated record. Lineage: Eukaryota; Fungi; Basidiomycota; Mixiomycetes; Mixiales; Mixiaceae. The transcript has 4 exons.